UUUCGACCACGCGUGAACAAACGGCGUAGCCGCUGACCGAGGAUAGACAGAAAAAAAACACUAAUAUGGCGGCUAAAAUAGCCCGAGCUGAGUCAUCAAUGGAAGUUGAAGAUUCCAUUUCUCGUGGAUCGAUAGAGGUUUGUCGUCUUAUGCAUCCUGAUGAUGCCAACUUAGCAGGCAAUGUUCAUGGAGGCACGAUCCUGAAAUUGAUCGAGGAAGGAGGGUUUAUAAUAGCAACAAGGCAUUGCAACAGGAAUCGAUCCAAAGAAGAGCCCGUUCUGGCUGCCUUGGCGCGUGUUGAAAGAACAGACUUUAUACAACCGAUGUUCAUCGGUGAAGUCGCACAGGUUCACGUCCAGUUGGGCUACGCAUCGAAGAGAUCUUUAGAAGUUAAAGCCAGUGUCUGGGCUGAGAAUGUUUUAACCGGAAGUCGUCGAUUGACUAAUCGCGCUUCUCUUUGGUAUGUUCCAAUCGUGAUGGGAUCAGAUGUUCGAAUUAUUCCUGAGGUUCCCGCUUUGGAAUAUUGUAGCAAAGAGGAAGAGGAAGAAGGCAAAGAGCGAUACGAGCUACAGAAGAGAGCCAGGCUUGACAAGGAGGAGCAUUUUCAAGAGAAUCCCCCAAGCAAUUAUCUGAUUUCACCGUCAGUUCACCCAGCUGGAAAGAACGUUUCACGUUAUAGCGUGUUAAAUUCGGAAUCAUCAUUAAUCCACUCAGUACAACCAUCAGAAUGUACAAAGGCUGGGUUUGUUCUUGGAGGAGUGACUAUGAAAAUGAUGGAUGAGGUGGCAGGAAUUGUGGCAUUUAGACACUGCAAAACUAAUGUGGUCACUGCAUCUAUUGAUGCCAUUGACUUCCAUGCCCCUGUCAAGCUUGGUCAUAUUAUACACAUCACUGGCCGAGCAACAUUUACUAGUGCUAAGUCAAUGGAGAUAGAGGUGGUUGUACAUGCCAAGGAUUAUCAUCUAGAUGACAGCAUAAGAGCAUGCAGUGCAUACUUCACAUUUGUGUCUCUUGAUGAAAAAAGAAGACCCCAGACUAUUCCCUCUCUGGAACUACACACUGAGGAAGAGGCAAGACGCUUUGAGGCAGGGAAGAAAAGAUAUCAAAUACGUAAAGAGAAAAGAGUGGGUCAAAGCUAAAUGAUGGGCCAUGGUAGAUUCUAAAUCAAGCAACACUAAUAUCAGUUUCAGUGUUUUCAGCUCAGGCAAUGAUCACUGCAACUAGUUGAAAGGCUCUAGGUAUUAAAACAAAGAUUUUUCAAGAUACCAACUACAAGUAUAUAAAUACAGAAUUUUUACUAUGUUCUCCAGGAGUCAACAAAAUUUUUCAUAUGAUGAAACAUCUGUGAAAAUGGCUAUGUUUUAAGACAUCUUAUUUUAGGAUACUGUACCACAUUAAAACUACUAUAAAUUUCUCAUAGAAAAAAAACUGGAAUGUUUUCACCUUUAGUUUUUAUCUGCAAGUUUCAGAGAAACAGACUUAAAUCUUUUAUUUUGAACCCAAUCAACAUGUAAAGAAAAGACCAAAACUUAAAUACAUAAAUGUAAUAACAACUACAUUGCACUGUUUACCAGUAUAGUGAUAUAAUAUUAUUUUAAGGUAAAUUUUUGUAAUGAGUAAUAUUACUGGUUGUAUUUCAGAUUUUGUAAUCUAUGUAAUAUUUAAAUAAAUAUUUAUGGUCA
Molecule: messenger RNA, 1682 nt
Organism: Stylophora pistillata
Lineage: Eukaryota; Metazoa; Cnidaria; Anthozoa; Scleractinia; Pocilloporidae
Product: cytosolic acyl coenzyme A thioester hydrolase
Biological process (GO): fatty acid catabolic process; acyl-CoA metabolic process
Cellular component (GO): cytoplasm; cytosol
Molecular function (GO): long-chain fatty acyl-CoA hydrolase activity
Source: RefSeq, a predicted model, not a curated record